AUGGACCUCCCUUCCGAAUUUGAAGCCAUGCUCCUUGACGCGAAGCAAUUCGCCGCAUACCCGCAUCUCGAAGCUCUCCUAUCCAUGGUGAACGAGGCGUUCGACGUUCGCCAUAGGGAAUCGUUUGCGACGCAUGAACAGGGGAGAUUUGAAAGUUUAGAAGAGUUAGUCGCAAGCUUAGACGCCGUGGGAAGAUGUUGCAUCAUCACGCAAACACAAAAAAAUCAGGCCCCGAGGAUAGUUGCCUGUAGCAUAUUAAAGGCAUAUUUCGAAUGGGACCCUGCCUCGGACCCAGCGUUGAAGAAAGAAGAUGCUCGAGAUAUUUCCACUCAGAAUGGGGUGAACGGGACAAGCGAGCCACGCGAACCUCCAGGCUCCGAAACAAACUUGACACUUGCCGCCCUAAAUGCAAAAAAUGAGGACCCUGAUAUGGAUUUCAGGUCCGUCACAGACUGGGAACUCGGGGUUGUGGUCGUCCGUCAAGAUCCCCAAUUGAGCAAGCUUGGUCUCGCUGUCCGAUGUGCCGCGCUGCUGGAACAAGAUCUCCUGGAGCGGUUAGAACGGGCCGAGAAGGAGGAUGCUAACGGCGCGAUCACUCCGGUGGAUCAACAGAAGCCGUUGACGUUCUGGGUAAAGACAGCGGCGAUAGUCAAUGGGUCGUAUUGGCACAGGCGCGGGUAUGAGACUAUUCGCACGAGGAUAUUUCCCGAGGGGUACUGGGGGGCAUAUAGAGAAUUUGAAGUCGCAUGGAUGAACAAGUGUAUUCCACGUCGGGCGGUUUCUGGUGUAACGCUCAACAGUAAAGCUUACCAUGGCCAAUGUUCCGAUGUUGAAGCCACGGUCAACGCAACGCAAGUGUUUGAGCCCUGCGGGUUAGGGAACGCAUCUGAACCGAUGGCUGUUAGGCUGGCAGGCAUAACCAUAUCACCAUUCAACUUAUCCUGGGGAGAUAUCCGCAAAUACCUAACGAGAUUCCAGGACGAUGCUUCAAGCGCAAACCAUGAAUUUGUUGAUAGGGUUAUAUCGUUUGCCCGGAGAAAGAAAACAACCCCUGCUCAGGUCGUAUUGAUUUGGAUAGGGCCAUCAGCAAAGCCCACGAUUACUCCGAUACUAUGA
Messenger RNA from Blastomyces dermatitidis ER-3, 1116 nucleotides. RefSeq lists its product as uncharacterized. Bases 1 to 1116 code for a protein of 371 amino acids. The transcript is spliced from 3 exons. The record is from RefSeq and is a predicted model, not a curated record. NCBI's taxonomy places the organism in Eukaryota, Fungi, Ascomycota, Eurotiomycetes, Onygenales, Ajellomycetaceae.